AACUUACUCCUGCAUGUUUUUUGGACUUGGAGAAAGCCUGGAGUUGUAUUUUGCUAGCAGCACACAAUACUUUGUUACGCUUCAACAUGUUUACAUUCUAUUGUUGUACUAAAACUUGAUUCAUUUCCCAUUUAUAUUCCAUUGUAGUUUUUUGUUCUAGUCUACUUAAUUUACUACUGAUACCAAGUUCCUUCCAGCUAAAUUUUACGCAGCAAAAACCUGUUUAUGAGAGAGAAAGAGAGAAAGAGAGAGAGAGAGAGAGAGAGAGAGAGAGAGAGAGAGUAAACCUCCGCAGCUAUAUGGACAGCAUUUUCUCGCAUCAGGAGUAACGACUGUUAAAACUUUGCCUCUUCACGUCAGCUUCUUUAAGCGAAACAGUGCAGCUAGAGGAUUUGGAGGACACUCAACUGCUUCUGCUUCUGCUGCUGGUGUGUGAAGUGUGGUGUGGACUUUUUCGAGAUACAGUGGGCGCUCACACACACAGAGGAGUUGUAUGCCUUAGAACGACCACCCCCCCCCCACUCAUCUCUCUCUCUCCCUCUGACACAUAUAUACACACACUCGGUGAGAGCGUGGCAGUGUGGGAGAGGUGGAUCCUGUUUUGUGUUUCUACUAAAGAGAGGAGCGGAGUGGAGCAGCAGACUCUACCAUGCCAGUGCAGGGAGAAAGGCUGAAGCUCUGCCUCUGUCUCUGGAACCGCAGUCCUCUGCUAUUGCUGGGACUGUUUUCUCUUCACAUGCAAACACAUGGCAACGUGUUGGACAGUAUGUUACUGAAAGCGUCAAAAAAGGACGCAGUGGAAAGUGGGAAAGAGACCAGUGGAAGCACAGUCGCUGCUGCCCCCCCCCAAAGACUACUGUGGUGUCACUGCUACCACCAAUGCCCCGAGGACUCAGUCAACAACACGUGCAGGACUGAUGGCUACUGUUUUACUAUGCUGGAGGAGGAGGGAGGGGUACCAGUCCAGACUGCAGGCUGCCUGGGGCUGAUCGGAUCAGAGUUUCAGUGCAGGGACACAUGGAACUCACGUCAGAGGAGAUCCCUGGAAUGCUGCACAGACCAGGAUUUCUGCAACAAAAACCUGCAUCCUACACUGCCACCUCUGAAACCUCCAUUCUAUGUCAAUGGAAAGAUCCAUCACAUGGCCUUGUUGAUCUCGGUCACUGUUUGCAGUCUGAUAUUGGCCAUCAUUAUUGUCUUCUGCUACUUCAGGUACAAGCGUCAGGAGUCCCGUCCACACUACAGUAUUGGUCUGGAGACAGAUGAGACCUACAUUCCCUCGGGAGAGUCUCUGAAGGACCUGAUAGAUCAGUCACAAAGUUCUGGCUCAGGCUCAGGUCUCCCUCUAUUGGUCCAGAGAACAAUAGCCAAGCAGAUACAGAUGGUAAAGCAGAUCGGCAAGGGGAGGUACGGAGAGGUGUGGAUGGGCAGGUGGAGGGUGGAGAAGGUGGCCGUUAAAGUCUUCUUCACCACCGAAGAAGCAAGUUGGUUCAGAGAGACUGAAAUCUAUCAGACUGUCCUCAUGAGACACGAGAACAUACUUGGUUUUAUAGCAGCAGAUAUUAAAGGCACUGGCUCCUGGACUCAACUUUACCUUAUCACUGACUACCACGAAAAUGGCUCGUUGUAUGACUUCCUCAAAUCAACCACUCUGGACAUCAAAGCCAUGCUGCGACUGGCCUACUCCUCUGUGUCAGGAUUGUGUCACCUUCACACAGAAAUCUUUGGUACCCAGGGAAAACCUGCCAUCGCUCACAGAGACCUGAAGAGUAAGAACAUACUGGUGAAGAGGAACGGAACCUGCUGUAUUGCUGACCUGGGGCUGGCUGUUAAAUUCAUCAGUGACACCAAUGAGGUCGACAUCCCUCCCAACACACGGGUUGGCACAAAGCGUUACAUGCCGCCGGAGGUUCUGGACGAGACUUUGAACAGAAGACAUUUUCAGUCCUACAUCAUGGCCGACAUGUACAGCUUUGGGCUCAUUCUUUGGGAGAUUGCGCGAUGUUGCAUCUCAGGAGGAAUUCUGGAAGAGUAUCAGCUACCGUACCAUGAGUCAGUUUCCACCGACCCUUCAUACGAAGACAUGAGAGAGGUUGUCUGCAUCAAGAGAAUACGACCAUCUUUUCCUAAUCGAUGGACCAGCGAUGAGUGUUUACGACAGAUGGGAAAGCUGAUGUCCGAAUGCUGGGCCCACAACCCCGCCUCCCGCCUCACAGCCCUCCGAGUCAAAAAGACACUUGCCAAGAUGUCAGAGUCACAAGAUAUUAAGCUUUGAGCCGUCACCAUCAGAUGGAAAAGGCACUAACAGUCACACCGGCAACGGUUCAGGCCAUACAAAAACUUUUAUUAUUAUUAUUAUUUUAUUAUUAUUAUUAUUAUAAAUGUAUAUUUUAUUUUCCCCCCGGAAGUAGUAUUUUGUAGGAGUUUGGGACAGGAUGCCAGAAGUAAAUUUGGAAAGCGCAAAAUCACAAACAUUCAAGUUUUUCAGCCUUUCAAUUAAUUUAUUAUUAUUAUUAUUAUUUUCAGCCAUUCAGUCUGCAAAUUAAGAUUAGAGAUAAAUAAGUAAAAGAAUAAAUAAAUAUAUAAAACCAAUCAAGAGUGGUUAAAUAAGAAUCUGGUUUUGCGUGGUCACGCUUCACGAAAACAACAGAGAUGAGGCAGUCUCAUUUCCGACCAGGUGAUGUAGUUUCCUGUUCACCCUCUCUAGAGAGACUGAUGUUUCACUGUAGCUGCAGAGAUUAACAGACACACAAACUACUGACCAGUACGUGGAAUAUUUCAACACUGCUUUCUGUGAAAGCUACCCUACCUGUAGAUAAAGGUCUGAUGGACAGAACUGAAGGUAUGUAAUAAAUGACGGUCUGUCCCUGCUGCACGACACCUCCCGUCAAACACACUCACCCUCACUACUGCUUUUUCUAUCCUAAUUAAACUACACUUCUGUCACCCUCAACUGACUUUUUUUUGUUUGUUUGACUGACACUAAGUGACACUAUGAGACAGAACAGAAAGAAAGGUUGUUUUUUUUAGGCUUUGAAAAAUGUGUUGUUUACAUUGAUAAUGUUUGAAGACAAGGCAUACCUGUGAUUUUGAGUUGUUAAAGCGUGAAAGUUUAUUUUUCAUGUCAAAUUUAGACUUGUAAAGACUUUAUGUGGAAAUAAAUGAAAUCUUUAUCUCCAAAUUACUCUUUGGGUGAAUCAAUGAAAGCCCCCCUGUUUUUAUUUUCUUAUAAUACUUGUGGAUAUUCUCAGUCAUUCAGGUCAUCAUAACAAUUUCAAAAGCAGUUUUAAGACGUAGGCAACUGGACUCACCUCAAGUAAAUUUAAGACAUUUCGCCUCUUAUCCAAGAUGCUUCAUUAGUUCUACGGUCCUGGCGGGGAGUUUCUAGGGAUUUAUCUAUCCACCUGCAGGUACUACUACAGUCCUUCUAAGGACUCUAACUCCCAUAAUUCCACUGCUUUCGGUA
Molecule: messenger RNA, 3466 nt
Organism: Cynoglossus semilaevis (tongue sole)
Lineage: Eukaryota; Metazoa; Chordata; Actinopteri; Pleuronectiformes; Cynoglossidae
Gene: bmpr1ba
Product: bone morphogenetic protein receptor, type IBa
Exons: 12
Coding region: 650-2275 (541 amino acids)
Biological process (GO): cell surface receptor protein serine/threonine kinase signaling pathway; cellular response to growth factor stimulus; protein phosphorylation
Cellular component (GO): signaling receptor complex; plasma membrane
Molecular function (GO): transmembrane receptor protein serine/threonine kinase activity; ATP binding
Source: RefSeq, a predicted model, not a curated record